AUGACAAGCAAUCCUUCUCCGGCCGCACAAACCGCGCCUCCAGCAGCUGCACACGUCGAGGAUGAAGUCGACAAUCUGGAUGACCUAGAUGACGUGUUGGACGAGUUCGACCAGCCUUCUAGCUCGACUACUGCGCAAAACCCAAGUGCCGCCGCAACCAAGACGACAACGGAUCCGACGGCGGAACCGACAGCUGCGGCGGUAGAUACAAAGCAGACUACAAGUGCUUCGGUAGGCGUAGAUGCUCAAGAUGAUGCUGGACUGGACGACAUGCUCUCGGAAGACUUUGCCAAAGAGUUGGCACAAGGCAUGCAAGCCUUGAUGAAAGAGCUCGGUAGCCAAGCCAACACCGACGCUGAAGGGCUUGUCGGUGGAGCUGGAGCUGGAACAGAGGCAGCUGGAGGACAGGAAUUCAAUGAGCAAGAGCUUAUGAAGCAGUUUGAGGCCAUGAUGGCUGGAUUUGGCGGCGCCGGCGAUGCUGCUGCUCCUACCACCGACGCUGGACCAUCGAGACGAUCUGCUGCAGCUGGCUCUACCGGCUCUGGAACGGCGAAACCAGGCAACUUCAACGAUGCGAUCGCCGCCACCAUGGCUAAGCUCAAAGAAUCGGAUGCGUCAGCGACCGCUGACUCUGCGUCGUCGGACAACCCAUUUGCGGGUCUGUCUGGUGCCGAGGGCGAAGAGAUGGCCAAACUGCUUGCCGCGCUGGGCGGCUCUGGUGACCUGUCCGGGCUCGAGGGCGCAAUGGACAAUCCGGAACUCACCAAGAUGCUGGAAGGAAUGAUGGACGAACUCAUGUCGCGUGACAUUCUGUACGAACCACUCAAGGAGCUACGCGACAAGUACCCCGCCUACCUCGCCGGCCCGGAAUCGGCCAGUAUCUCGGCAGAAGACAGGAAGAGAUACGAAGAGCAGAGCAGAUACAUCACCGAGAUCGUCAAGAUCUUUGACGAACCAGGUUACGAUGCCAAGGAUAAAGUCAAGGCGGCUAGGGUGCAGGAGCUGAUGAACCAGAUGCAGGACUGUGGUAGCCCACCCAAGCAGAUUGUGGGGGAUAUGCCGGCUGAGCUCGAGAGCCUGCCUGGAUUCGGUGGCGCAGGAGGAGCAGCUAACGACGAGUGUACCAUCAUGUAA
This is a messenger RNA of Mycosarcoma maydis (corn smut), 1134 nucleotides long. RefSeq lists its product as uncharacterized. Gene Ontology annotation, biological process: protein import into peroxisome membrane. The transcript has 2 exons. Gene Ontology annotation, cellular component: peroxisome; peroxisomal membrane. The coding region runs from base 1 to 1134 and encodes 377 amino acids. NCBI's taxonomy places the organism in Eukaryota, Fungi, Basidiomycota, Ustilaginomycetes, Ustilaginales. The record is from RefSeq and is a predicted model, not a curated record.